AUCGCGCGUCAGAAUUGUCAGAAAAUCACGCCUAGCUCCUGACGUUUCCGGGUGUUUCCAGGCCAGGAACUUGUGUCAUCGUUAGAAUUCGGUAACGGGGUUGUUGUAAUUGUGAAUAGUUGAUACUCGGCCAAAACAACAGCUGAAAGAAAAACCAUCGAUAUGGAGCCUCAAGAUAUUUAUUACAACAAGGCGGAAUACGUCGAGACGGCUUCGGGUAACAAAGUGAGCAGGCAAACAGUGCUCUGUGGAUCACAGAACAUAGUUCUUCAUGGUAAAGUUAUCGUUCAAUCUGACGCUAUUAUCAGAGGUGACCUGGCGAAUGUUAGAACCGGCCGUUACUGCAUCAUCAGCAAGAACGUCGUUAUUCGUCCUCCGUUCAAAAAAUUCAGCAAGGGCGUAGCCUUCUUCCCUCUUCAAAUGGGAGAUCACGUGUUCGUUGGUGAGCGAGCAGUUGUUAAUGCAGCAGUCGUUGGUUCUUACGUUCACAUAGGAAAGGAUGCUCUGAUUGGAAGGAGAUGCAUUUUGAAAGACUGCUGCUUCAUCGAGGAUGGCGCUGUGGUGCCUCCGGAAACUGUCGUGCCUUCGUUCACACGAUUUGCUGGCAAUCCCGCUACCUGCGUAGAGGAUUUGCCUGAGUGUACCUUAGAUUUGAUGCUCGAUUACACUAAGAAUUAUUAUCAGCAUUUUCUACCAGCCAGAGUUUAAAAUCAAAUCUUACAUCACUUGACAGCUGGUUUGAAACUUGAUUGUAUCGGUAAUCUAACGAGUGUUUUGCUCUCGAUCCAUCGAUCUCUGCGAUCUGCUCGUUCACACUUACGUGAGUGGACACAGUUGUAACUCAUUCCCGUACCCUUUGUGUUGCGAGACACUUGAUAUGCUUUUUGAAUUGAGCUGGGGCAAAAUCUUUCAAUAAAAUCGCAUCAGCGCAUCGCGCGAAGCUAAUUUUACGUGUUUAGCACAAUCCGACAAAGGUGACUAAUCCAGUGACUAAUUGAAAUGGGCUAGGCAGAAUUGUUUCCUUAUGCGUUAAAAUAACGUGUGUCAAUGCGAUAUUAACUACUGUACGUGUAUAGUUUCCACUAAUUUAUUAUUUAUAACGAAAGAAUAUAUUAUUCGAAUGGUAUUGUGAUAUGAAAUACAUGCGACUGCAGUUUCGUUCGUAAUUGAAACCAACCAACAAUGUUACUUCUGGUUUUUAAAUGUGCACCCAAAACAUAUAUUUUUACUUCCUACAUAGACAAGAGAGAGCGUACUGCAUUCAAUCGUUAUCUUUCUUUAUCAAGAUUUUAUUAAGCAGAUACUUGAGCAUACUUUGUGACCUUUCUCAAUUGUGUCAAUUUAUGUUCGAAUAACUGGGCAAUGACUAGCGACAACUGGAGUAAAUUCUACAACUUAUAUUAGUCGUUUCAUGGACCCGGUAUUUCUAAGUCCAUUAAAACGUGCUUACUAAAAUCUACUUUCAGAAACGUGAAAAAACGAU
This is a messenger RNA of Neodiprion virginianus, 1483 nucleotides long. It is a transcript of the gene DCTN5-p25, whose product is annotated as dynactin subunit 5. Lineage: Eukaryota; Metazoa; Arthropoda; Insecta; Hymenoptera; Diprionidae. The record is from RefSeq and is a predicted model, not a curated record. The transcript is spliced from 4 exons. Bases 163 to 708 code for a protein of 181 amino acids.